CGACAUUUUGUUUCUCAUCGUACGGAGCAACGUCGUUGUCUUUCUCUGCGAACGUUUUCGGGCGAUUUCCAGCGCCUCGCGGAAAUUUGAAUCGGAUUUUUCGGACACUUCGAGUGCCACCGGAAGUAAGUCAAGGUGUGAAUUGGCGGUACUGUAAUUCCCGGGAGCAUAAAAGUUAUCGGAAGGAAUAAUCGCAGUUAGAAUUUCUGGGUGGAUUUUUUUUCCUCUGCUCUACGGCUGCGGAUAUUUUUUUUUUUGCUGGUGCUACGUUGGAAGUUGGAGUGAGAGGGCAAACCGAGGUUCCCUUUAGGGCGAAACGAGACACAACUAAGGGGUCGUGUAAAAUGGAAUAAUCGGCCCGUGGUCCAGCGGAAGUAAAAGAAAGGCAAUUUUCAAUCCGAUCCUUCCCUGGCGGAAGCGAAAGUUUCAGAAGAUUACAAUACCCUACACACAUAGCAUAUUAAAAGAGAACGCAGUUUUUGGAGAAAAAACGUCGCCUUUCGGAUAGCUCGGAACAACAACAGCAGGAACCGACCCAGCCAGAACAGACACAAUAAUGGGCACUCGUGAUGAUGAAUAUGAUUAUUUAUUCAAAGUGGUACUGAUAGGGGACUCUGGUGUCGGCAAAAGUAAUCUACUAUCAAGAUUCACUAGGAACGAAUUCAAUUUGGAAUCGAAGUCAACAAUAGGAGUAGAAUUUGCCACUAGAAGUAUAGAGGUCGAUGGUAAAACAAUCAAAGCCCAGAUAUGGGACACGGCCGGUCAGGAACGCUACCGGGCCAUCACGUCUGCCUACUACCGGGGUGCCGUCGGGGCCCUGCUCGUGUACGACAUUGCCAAGCACCUUACCUACGAGAACGUGGAACGGUGGCUGCGUGAGCUGCGCGACCACGCCGAUCAGAACAUCGUCAUCAUGCUGGUCGGCAACAAGAGCGAUCUGCGGCAUCUCCGCGCGGUGCCGACGGACGAGGCGAAGGGAUUCGCCGAACGGAACGGCCUCAGCUUCAUCGAAACGUCGGCCCUCGAUUCGACCAAUGUUGAAACUGCAUUCCAAAACAUACUCACAGAAAUCUACCGGAUUGUUUCGCAGAAGCAAAUCCGAGACCCGCCCGAAGGCAGUGUGAUCAGACCGAACCUGGAAAACAUCGAAGUCAAGCCGACCAACCCGGGUGCGGAAUCGGUGGGCAAACAGUGUUGCCAGUGACCGCCACAAGCAGACCAGAUCGAGAAGAUAAAGAAGAUGACGCAGCGUUCCGUUCUUUCAACUGCUAUCUCACCAACAGCAGCAAAAACAUCAGCAACAACAGCAGCAAAACAGCAACAUUGUUCACUGCUACUGCAUGUAAUUCAACUACUAUUAUUACUACUACAACUACUAGUACCACGAAAUAUUAAAAUCUACUAUUCCAGCUAUCAUAAUUAUGAUUAUUCUUGCUGCUGCAGUUCGGCAUUUCUAGCAGUGAAAAGGUGGCAGUACUUUCUCUCGAUAGUGAUAAUAGUUUCGGUAUUGUGCUUUCAAUCUUAAAUGGAAAACCAUAAAAAAAACCCAAAACCCCAGGAGGUUGAAAAAGAAAUGUUACACCUACUACCAAAAUAAUCAGAAACAAAAACACAGAUCAAAUAUGUAUAGGCUAAUCGAGAAAAGAAUUGAAACAUAAGAACACUACUAUUCUUAACCCUCCCUUAGCCACAGAUUAAAUUGCAACCCUAAACAAAAAUCUUGUGAAAACAUAAACUACGAAAACCAACAAAUAUUUGAAUCACAUACUUUUCAGCUGAACCUAGAUGUCAAAAUUUCGAUUCCAGGAAGGGCUAAUACCUUAUCAUAGUUGUUGUUUGGAGAAACAUGAACAGUGGUAAUAAUUAUCCGUUCAAUCUUUGUACCUUUUUUAUUUUUGGCGGCGAUCGGCAAAUCGGCAAUAGUUCGAAUAGUAUGUUCUGCUCCCGAACGGAAAUGUUCACAGUAUCGAUGUUAUUCACCAACAAAAUCACAGAAAAAAAACGCUUCAUGCACCCGUUCCCAGAAACCAUAGACGUUUACACAUAAACAUUUCCCGGAGAAAGAUAAUCACGAGUGUUGAAAGCAGAAUCAUGAAAAGUUUCAAUCACCGUUUUUUGAAGAUGGACAUUUCAGUUGUUGAAUCGAACAAGCCUUUAGACAUUAUUUCUUUUCAGUGUAGUCUGAUAAGUUAUUCAUUAAUGUGCAUAUACGACACGCUUUAUUUAAGGUUUGACUUUCGUCCUAUUUGUUCUGUCAUUAUUAGUAUUUGAAGUGGGACAGACGAAUAUAAGACAAAAGUAUUCCACAGAUGAUGUAUUUUUUUCCCUUUAGUUCCAAUUGACUACACUGCAACAAUUAACUUUUGAAACACCUCUCUGCUUGCCCAUUGUUUCGCUGAGUUCAUCAACAUUUGACUAGCUAGGGCUAGGAGGCUGCAGAGAACGUAACAGAAGGUGCUGAAUUCUUGAAACAACAGCAACCCAACUAGGCAGGCAAACUUAUUUUAAGAAAGUGGACAAACCUACCAAAAGCUAAAAUGCGUUUGCAAGUAUGGCUUCGUACACAAACUAAGCAUAGUUGCGACCUGCAAAAAUCAACGGAAUUAGCAAACGCGAAUGAGAUACGUAGGCAUAAGUCAGUGAUAUGCUGGGAAAGUGAAGAACAACUAAGUAACGUUUUAAGUCAGCUUUGAUCAACAGAAGUUAGCAUUAACCAUAGCAGAUUGCUGCAACGGAUCAUCAAAUAAAAUGCUAAGGAAAGUUGAAAAGUGUUGGGACGGUGUUUCAAUUAUUCCACCUUUUCGUCUUUCCGAAAAUGUCCCUACUUACAUUUCAAAUAAGGUCUAGUUCGUUCAUUUCGAGCUGUUUGCUUAUUUGCUGAGCUAUUUCUGUUUUCGAUUGAAAAUGUCUCGUGGUACUAUCAUCUGCUUAGAUCCUUUUUUUUGUUUUAUCAGCAACUGUAACAUGUUACGCUAUUUUCAAAACCUUAUUUUCCAUUUAGUUAUGUAUAUUUGCAAUGUUUCUGUGGUGCCAGCAGCAGCAUGAUGCAAACAAAGAAUCACGCGCUUCUAGUUUGUAGAAAAUAAACGCGGAUAUGCAGAGAAGAGAAUGAUAGCAGAAGAAUAAAGUGCAGCAGCUGUUUGCAAUUUAUUAGGAUAAGCAGCAAAAGGGGCGCGAGCGAACGAGCGAGCGACCGAACUGGAAGAAACAAACAAAACAGAUUAAAAAGACGCAGAGAGAAGAUGGCAAAACGUGCGCGGUGUUACGGACUGGUAAUUAUUUAUAUAGCAAAAAGUGGUAACAUAGAAAAUAAUUAAAAAAGGUAACAAACACAUUCGAAACAAAGCAACAAAAAAUGGUAUAAAUUAAACAAGAAAUCGAUGGAAAAAUUCAUAGAUAAAAAAGAAAACAUAGAAAUGUUGGCGGAAAUAAACUAAUGAUAAAAAAUUAACGAAAAAAAAUUGAGAAAAAAAUUGCACCAAUUUUAUGUUAAAUUAUGAUUGAUUUGAAAAAUUACUACUAUUAACUAUUAUAUACUAUUAAACAAUAUACUCUAUUAUUACAAACAAAAA
Molecule: messenger RNA, 3572 nt
Organism: Uranotaenia lowii
Lineage: Eukaryota; Metazoa; Arthropoda; Insecta; Diptera; Culicidae
Product: ras-related protein Rab-11B-like
Exons: 5
Coding region: 557-1204 (215 amino acids)
Biological process (GO): exocytosis
Cellular component (GO): recycling endosome
Molecular function (GO): GTP binding; GTPase activity
Source: RefSeq, a predicted model, not a curated record